AUUUACUUCCGGUGUGGAGAGGUUAUACCGCCUCUUCUCUCUUGUUGUCAUAAUCGUGUGUUUGUUAAGGAAAUACACGAAGAUGGAGUUGUUUAUAAGAGAUAUAUUUAACCAGCUUCAUUGUAUUCACGUGUCGGAGGGUAGUUCGGUGCGAGAUUUAAUUCGGUGCGUUGAUCAGAAGCAGGUUAUUCCAGCUUCGGAUUUUUAUAUUAAGCGCAAUGGAAAACUUGCAGCAGAAGAAGAACAGGUCCGGAGAGGACAAGUAUAUUCUCUGGAACCUCGAAUAUUUGGUGGAAAGGGAGGAUUUGGAUCAAUGCUUAGAGCCCUAGGUGCCCAGAUUGAGAAGACCACCAAUAGGGAAGCUUGUCGUGAUCUCAGUGGUAGGCGUCUCCGGGAUGUUAAUCAUGAGAAAGAGAUGGCAGAGUGGAUGAAAAAACAAGCAGAGAGAGAGGCUGAGAAGGAACAAAGAAGACUUGAACGUUUGAAACGCAAAUUGACAGAUCCCAAACAUUACUUCACUGAUUCCAGCUACCAACAACAGUGUCAUGAUUUGUCAGAGAGACUAGAGGACUCUGUGCUAAAGGGCAUGCAAGCAUCCUCUAGUGGUUUAGUAAUGGCAGAAGAAGGACCAAGCAAAAAGAAGCCAAACCUCGACAAAACAGAGAAACCAAGCAAGAAUAAAUGUUUUUGGACAGGAAUUGAUGGCCUUGAGGAUUCUGCAGGUUCAGAUGAUAGCCUCGGCAGUGACAAUGAAGAAUUUCCCUCAAAAUGUAGGGCAAGUCUAGGAGAAACAAGCCCAGAAAGUAACGGAACAGAAAGUGAGUGUUCACUUAAAAAUGAAAGUGAGGUCGAAACAUCAAGCAUGCCUUGUAGCUCCUUGGCAGAGAACUACUUGGAAAGUAAAACAGAAAACAAAGACUCCCCUGCAACAAUAGCAGAAGAAACACAGCCUGAUGAAGAAUUGCAACAUGUUGUAAAAAGCGAAUCGCCGGUUGUGCAGGAGGAGAAAGAUGAGGACCAAGUCAGCCAGGUUCAGAGUAGUCAGGAAAAGGAAGAAGCUUCUGCAUCCCUGCCUGAGAUCAUAAGCAAGGCUGCUUCAGUAUAUCAAAGUGAUAAAAGUGCAGUUGCUACCAGCACAGGGCAUGAAGAUAUUUUGAAAAUGGCGACUGAUGCCCCCCUGGACUUAAUGACAAUAAGCUCUGUCUCAGACCUGGAAUCCUUGGGACUGGAGAGACUCAAGGUGGAGUUAACGAAACUUGGACUGAAAUGUGGAGGGUCUCUGCAGGAGAGGGCCGCCAGGCUCUUCUCAGUCAGAGGGCUUAGUAAGGACCAGAUCAACCCAGCUCUUUUUGCCAAGCCUGGAAAGGCAAAAAUGAAGCAAAACAAGUAGCUGGCCACCAUAUUUUAUCCAAUAGAUUGUUAUAUUUUUAAACAUAUUUACAGGUGUAGAAAAUAAAGGACCCGUCUCCUUUAAAGGUGUGUUUUGGUUUGUCGCUGAUUAGACUGAGGGGAAAAGUCCGUGUCUCUGUCCCAACCUGGAGAAGUUGGACAGCAUUGUUCGAUUUGAAUUCUUCGUCUUGGAGCCCCCCUACCUUUUUAGAGGAUGGUCAUGUGAAAUUUCUGACUUGCAUUUCUUGUUCAUCUCACAGCAGGAGAAUGCAGCAUUAGCUGCGGUGGUCUCUGUGUUUUUCUGCAAGUGUUGUCUGAACAAGAAGCAGUUUGAAGGAGGACUGUAAUUCAAAAGCCCCAGGAAUGAGCAGUUGUGGUGCUUCUUUGUGUCUGGGGUCCAGCACUGAUGCCCACAUGUGAUACGUUUUCAUGGCUUAUAAUGAUUUGGGACAAUAACUCGGUGUUUGACUAGGAGCCACAUCCCUUUUUCUAGACAUCCUUUUCUCUGUAAACCAAGAACUUGUCAGCGUUUUUCUUAUCCAUGUCCGAUAAUAGAUACAUGCAACAUAAUAAUGAAAACUAGAAAGUAUAAUAAGAAAAACAAACAAUGCAACGUAAUAAUAUAGGUCGGCCCUUGUGAUUUGCAGAUCCGCCUAUUUGUAGCUUUGUCAUAAAUAAAUGAUGGAAAUUGUUCUGUGAGUUUUGCAACCUAUUGAGGAAAACUGCAGACCACACUGAAUCGGCGCUACUUAAAUGGCCAGCAAAUCCCAGCAACUUCAGGAAUACAUUGGGGGGAAGGACUGCUGGGUGAAACCAGAUGAAGCCCAACUGGUAAUAGGGAGUCAUAAAUUCAUUGGUUGUCUUUUUGUUUCAUCAUUGCAAUUGCAACCAUCGGAUUGGACUUUUCUGUGGAUUUAUGUUCUUGUCCUGUGCCCAUUGUUUGUUUGGUGUUUGGUUUUUUUUUUUUCUUUUGUCUGGGGACUUCUGCAAAUCUUCACUUUCUGUACAUUGGCAUCACGGUAAGACCAAACUUUAUAUAACGUUCAGGAGGCUGUUACAGAGGAUUUGCAUUUCACCAUCAUGUACAUAUGUGAAACUGAACUGGGUCUCGAGUGUUUGUUUUGUGUUGAGUACUUUGUUGAAUUUCUUUUGUAUCUGUAAUAUUAAUCAUUUGUGUAAACACAAUUUAUGUUACAUUUUGUAUAAAGUUACAAUUAACUAAA
Molecule: messenger RNA, 2612 nt
Organism: Erpetoichthys calabaricus (reedfish)
Lineage: Eukaryota; Metazoa; Chordata; Cladistia; Polypteriformes; Polypteridae
Gene: sde2
Product: SDE2 telomere maintenance homolog (S. pombe)
Exons: 8
Coding region: 83-1390 (435 amino acids)
Cellular component (GO): nucleus
Source: RefSeq, a predicted model, not a curated record